AUGAAAGGUGGCAAGAAGGGAGCCAAGAAGAAAGUGGUUGAUCCAUUUUCUAAGAAAGACUGGUAUGAUAUGAAGGCACCUACUAUGUUCAAUAUAAGAAAUAUUUGGAAAACACUAGUCACCAGGAUUCAAGGAACCAAAAUUGCAUCUGAUGGCCUCAAAGGUCAUGUGUUUGAAGUGAGUCUUACUGAUCUGCAGAAUGAUGAAGUUGCAUUUAGAAAAUUGAAGCUGAUUACUGAAGAUAAAGUGAUGGAAAUCAUGACCAGAGAGGUGCAGACCAAUGACUUAAAAGAAGUUGUCAACAAAUUGAUUCCAGAUAGCAUUGGAAAAGACAUAGAAAAGGCAUGCCAAUCUAUUUAUCCUCUCCAAGAUGUCUUUGUUAGAAAAGUAAAAAUGCUGAAGAAGCCUAAGUUUGAGUUGGGAAAACUCAUGGAGCUUCACGGUGAAGGUAAUAAAUAG
This is a messenger RNA of Nycticebus coucang (slow loris), 459 nucleotides long. Its product is annotated as 40S ribosomal protein S3a-like. NCBI's taxonomy places the organism in Eukaryota, Metazoa, Chordata, Mammalia, Primates, Lorisidae. Gene Ontology annotation, biological process: translation. The coding region runs from base 1 to 459 and encodes 152 amino acids. Gene Ontology annotation, molecular function: structural constituent of ribosome. Gene Ontology annotation, cellular component: ribosome; cytosol. The transcript has 3 exons. The record is from RefSeq and is a predicted model, not a curated record.